UAUUUUUUUCAGAGUACAUUUCUUUGUAUCAACAAUUUAUUGGUUUUAUGUUUAUGAUUUAUUCUCGUGUUUUUAUUUGAAUGUACUUUUUAUAGUUACGGUGUUUAUUAAAUCAACUGAAUACUGAUUCAAUCAACUUGAGCUGUUUUUUGUUUCUACUAAAGUUUGGUUCUUACCGACUAAUUUCAAUUAAUAAUCAUGGCGAUGUACAAAGGAGCCGCUAGUGAGGCUGGAAGAGCAUUGCAAUUACAGAAAAAACGAGAAAAGGCCAAGGAGGAAUUGGAAAUGCGUAAAAAAAAGAUUGAAGAAGAAUUGAAGCUCUCAAGUAUUGAUAACAAAUUCGCUGCUCAUUAUGAUGCCAUCGAAGCUCAACUUAAAUCAUCAACCAUCGGUUUGGUUUCUCUCAAUGAGAUGAAAGCUAAACAGGAGGAUUUUGUUAAAGAAAGAGAAAGAAAAUUGGUUCAGAAAAAUGAGCAGAUGAAAUUGAAAGAAAUAGAAGAAAAGAAACAACAAAAAGAAAGGCAAAAGAAACAAAUACAAACUCUGUCAUUUAAAUUCGACGAAGAAGAGGAAGAAGAAGAUGAAGAAGGAGCCGGAGAGGAAAAAGACCGUGAAUCGGAUAGGAAAGAUGAACCAAUUUCCAAAUCUAAUGAUGAAACUUCUAGAAAGCCGGACACUAUUAUAAGUGAAGAUGAAUGUUCCAUAGAUAAAUCCAUCAGCAAAACAAAUUAUGACAGUCAAUCUGAAGAUUCGAGUAGUAAUUUAUCACAGCCUCGAAAAAAGAAAAAGAUUAUGAAAAAUCCUGAAGUUGAUACAAGUUUCCUUCCUGAUCGGGACAGAGAAGAAGAGGAAAAAAAGCUUCGUGAAGAGCUGAGACAAGAAUGGGUGAAGCAGCAAGAAAAAAUAAAGAAUGAGGAUAUUGAAAUUACAUUCAGUUUCUGGGAUGGAUCAGGGCAUAGACGAAGCGUAAAAAUGAAAAAAGGAAAUACAAUCUAUCAAUUUUUACAAAAAACUCUGGAAUUGCUUCGUAAAGAGUUCCACGAGCUUCGAGCUGUAGCUGCUGACCAACUAAUGUACGUGAAGGAAGAUUUAAUUAUACCACAUCAUUACACAUUCUACGAUUUCAUAGUAACAAAAGCGCGAGGAAAAUCUGGACCACUUUUUAAUUUUGAUGUUCAUGAAGAUAUCCGUUUACUUGCUGAUGCAACAGUAGAGAAAGACGAAUCUCACGCCGGUAAAGUGUUAAUGAGAAGUUGGUACGAAAGAAACAAGCAUAUAUUUCCAGCAUCAAGAUGGGAACCCUAUGAUCCAAGUAAAAAUUACGAGAAAUACACAAUUUCCGAUAAAAAGUGAUCAAUUAAAUCGUCGUAUUUUUUGCAUCAAGAUGACACUCUGGGAACAUAACGCAUCAUUCAAAGCAUCAUUUUUUGCCUUUUGUAUCAGAAAAUGUUUCGAUAUUUUGUUUCAAUCAUGGGAAAGCAAAGACGAUGAGCUUUCAACUUGUGACAACAUUCAAUGUGAAUUACAGUCAAAAUUCAAUUUAAAAUUGAAAUUAAUCAAAUAUAACCUAAAGCAAUUUUAUCAGUGAACAGAUAAAUUUGUUAUUGCAACUGUAUUUCAAAUAAUGCAAUUGUCUAUGUUGAAGAGUGAAAAUUGAUUCAUCCUGAAAUAAUCGUGGAGAAAGUGAGAGUGUAAUAUCAUGUUAAUUAACUAUCAUUUUUCCUCUUGUUCAUCACCAAGAAAACAGGUAAACAGAUUAACAUACGAAACGAAUGGAAAAUGAAGUUAACGCAUUAGAGACAAAACUAAUAAACUUAAGCGUAACCUAAAUUAGCUAAUACAUAAA
Tetranychus urticae (two-spotted spider mite) is the source of this 1846-nucleotide messenger RNA. RefSeq names its product protein FAM50 homolog. The record is from RefSeq and is a predicted model, not a curated record. Gene Ontology annotation, cellular component: nucleus. Gene Ontology annotation, biological process: chromatin organization. Lineage: Eukaryota; Metazoa; Arthropoda; Arachnida; Trombidiformes; Tetranychidae.